Molecule: messenger RNA, 8609 nt
Organism: Myotis davidii
Lineage: Eukaryota; Metazoa; Chordata; Mammalia; Chiroptera; Vespertilionidae
Gene: INSR
Product: insulin receptor
Exons: 21
Coding region: 16-4176 (1386 amino acids)
Biological process (GO): cell surface receptor protein tyrosine kinase signaling pathway; protein autophosphorylation; positive regulation of phosphatidylinositol 3-kinase/protein kinase B signal transduction
Cellular component (GO): axon; membrane; insulin receptor complex
Molecular function (GO): ATP binding; phosphatidylinositol 3-kinase binding; insulin receptor substrate binding
Source: RefSeq, a predicted model, not a curated record
UGUAAGGAUUUUAAGAUGUAUGGAAGGGGAUUUAGCCAAGGGCAGGACCCUCUGAGCGAUGCCCCGCCGCUAAUUCUUAAAACCCACCAUUGUGUGUUAGCUCACCUGUCACACUUUCUGCAUAUUUUUACUCUAGUGUGUCCCAGCAUGGACAUCCGGAACAACUUCACGAGGCUGCACGAGCUGGCUAACUGCUCGAUCAUCGAAGGACAUUUGCAGAUACUGUUGAUGUUCAGAACAAGGCCUGAGGAUUUCCGAGACCUCAGUUUCCCCAAACUCGUCAUGAUCACUGAUUACUUGCUGCUGUUUCGGGUCUAUGGGCUGGAGAGCCUGAAGGACCUAUUCCCCAACCUCACGGUCAUCCGGGGCUCCCGCCUCUUCUUCAACUACGCGCUGGUCAUCUUCGAGAUGGUCCACCUGAAGGAGCUGGGCCUGUACAGCCUGAUGAACAUCACCCGGGGGGCUGUCCGCAUCGAGAAGAACAACGACCUCUGCUACCUGGCUACCAUCGACUGGUCGCGCAUCCUGGACUCGGUGGAGGAUAAUUACAUCGUGCUGAACAAAGACGACAAUGAAGAGUGUGGGGACAUCUGUCCAGGCACUGCGAAGGGCAAGACCAGCUGCCCUGCCACCGUCAUCAACGGGCAGUUUGUCGAACGGUGUUGGACUCACAGCCAUUGCCAGAAAGUCUGCCCGACCAGCUGCAAGUCGCACGGCUGCACUGCUGAAGGCCUCUGCUGCCACCCCGAGUGCCUGGGCAGCUGCUCCGAGCCCAACGACCCUACCAAGUGCGUGGCCUGCCGCCACUUCUACCUGGACGGGAGGUGCGUGGAGACCUGCCCAGCCCCGUACUACCACUUCCGGGACUGGCGCUGUGUGAACUUCAGCUUCUGCCUGGACCUGCACAACAAAUGCAAGAACUCGCGGCGGCAGGGCUGCCAUCAGUACGUCAUUCACAACAACAAGUGCUUUGGGGGUCCUGUGUGCCCUGACCCUCUUCCUUUCUUUUUACUCAGCUUGAUGUGCACUCCGUGUCUGGGCCCCUGUCCCAAGGUCUGUCACAUCCUGGAAGGUGAGAAGACCAUCGACUCAGUGACAGCUGCCCAGGAGCUUCGAGGGUGCACCGUCAUCAACGGGAGCCUCAUCAUCAACAUCCGUGGGGGCAACAACCUGGCAGCUGAGCUCGAGGCCAACCUCGGCCUCAUUGAGGAAAUCUCAGGGUAUCUGAAAAUCCGCCGUUCCUACGCGCUAGUGUCACUUUCCUUCUUCCGGAAGUUACGUCUGAUUCAGGGGAAUACCUUGGAAGUCGGGAACUACUCUUUCUAUGCCUUGGACAACCAGAACCUAAGGCAGCUAUGGGACUGGAGCAAACACAACCUCACCAUAACUCAGGGGAAACUCUUCUUCCACUAUAAUCCCAAACUCUGCUUGUCGGAAAUUCACAAGAUGGAAGAAAUUUCAGGAACCAAGGGACGCCAGGAGAGGACCGACAUUGCCCUGAAGACUAAUGGGGACCAGGCGUCCUGUGAAAAUGAAUUACUUAAAUUUUCUUACAUCCGGACAUCUUAUGACAAGAUCAUGCUGAAAUGGGAGCCGUACUGGCCCCCUGACUUCCGAGACCUCCUGGGGUUCAUGCUCUUCUACAAAGAGGCCCCUUACCGGAACGUGACGGAGUUUGAUGGGCAGGAUGCGUGUGGAUCCAACAGCUGGACGGUGGUGGACAUUGACCCGCCUCCGAGGUCCACUGACCCCAAGUUACAGAACCAUCCUGGGUGGCUGAUGCGGAGCCUCAAGCCCUGGACUCAGUAUGCCAUCUUCGUGAAGACCUUGGUCACCUUUUCUGAUGAACGCCGCACAUAUGGGGCCAAGAGCGAUAUCAUCUAUAUCCAGACAAAUGCCACCAAUCCUUCCGUCCCCUUGGAUCCCAUCUCGGUUUCUAACUCUUCAUCCCAGAUUAUCUUGAAGUGGAAGCCUCCCUCCGACCCCAACGGCAACAUCACACACUACCUGGUUUUCUGGGAGAGGCAGGCGGAAGACAGUGAGCUGUAUGAGCUGGAUUAUUGCCUCAAAGGGUUGAAGCUGCCCUCCCGGACCUGGUCCCCACCAUCUGAGUUGGAUGGUUCCCAGAAGCACAACCAGAGCGAGUACGACGAGGCUGCCGGCGAGUGCUGCUCCUGCCCGAAGACUGACUCUCAGAUUCAGAAGGAACUGGAGGAGUCCUCGUUCAGGAAGACUUUUGAGAAUUACCUGCACAAUGUGGUCUUCGUCCCCAGAACAAUCUCUUCAGGCCCUGGUGCUGAGGACAGUAGGUCGUCGAGAAAACGCAGGGCCCUUGGUGACGAGGGUAACGUGACGAUGGCUGUGCCCACAGCUCCGGGUUUCCCCAACACCUCAACCAUCGUGCCCACAAGCUCGGAGGAGCCGCGGCCCUUCGAGAAAGUGGUGAACAAGGAGUCGCUGGUCAUCUCGGGCCUGCGCCACUUCACUGGCUACCGCAUCGAGCUGCAGGCUUGCAACCAGGAUUUCCCCGAGGAGAGGUGCAGCGUGGCCGCCUACAUCAGCGCCAGGACCAUGCCCGAAGCCAAGGCAGAUGACAUUGUUGGCCCCGUGACCCAUGAAAUCUUCGAGAACAACAUCGUUCAUUUAAUGUGGCAGGAGCCAAAGCACCCGAACGGUCUGAUUGUGCUGUAUGAAGUGAGCUAUCGGCGAUACGGAGAUGAGGAGCUGCACCUGUGUGUGUCCCGCAGGCACUUCGCCCUGGAGCGGGGCUGCCGGCUGCGCGGGCUGUCACCCGGGAAUUACAGCGUGAGAGUCCGGGCCACCUCCCUGGCGGGCAAUGGUUCCUGGACAGAAGCCACCUAUUUCUAUGUGACAAACUACUUAGACGUCCCCUCCAAUAUUGCAAAAAUCAUCAUCGGCCCCCUCAUCUUUGUCUUCCUCUUCAGUGUUGUGAUUGGAAGUAUUUACCUAUUCCUGAGGAAGAGGCAGUCAGACGGGCCGGUGGGACCACUCUAUGCUUCUUCAAACCCCGAGUACCUCAGUGCCAGCGAUGUGUUCCCAUGUUCUGUGUAUGUGCCGGACGAGUGGGAGGUGCCACGGGAGAAGAUCACCCUCCUGCGAGAGCUGGGGCAGGGCUCCUUCGGCAUGGUGUACGAGGGCAACGCCAAGGACAUCAUCAAGGGCGAGGCGGAGACUCGAGUGGCGGUGAAGACGGUCAACGAGUCGGCCAGCAUGCGGGAGCGGAUCGAGUUUCUCAACGAGGCCUCCGUCAUGAAAGGCUUCGCCUGCCAUCACGUGGUCCGCCUCCUCGGAGUGGUGUCCAAAGGCCAGCCCACGCUGGUGGUGAUGGAGCUCAUGACGCACGGAGACCUGAAGAGCCACCUGCGCUCCCUGCGGCCUGACGCUGAGAAUAACCCCGGCCGGCCUCCCCCGACCCUGCAAGAGAUGUUUCAGAUGGCAGCGGAGAUUGCUGACGGGAUGGCAUACCUGAACGCCAAGAAGUUUGUGCACCGGGACCUCGCAGCUCGAAACUGCAUGGUCGCCCACGAUUUUACCGUCAAAAUUGGAGACUUUGGAAUGACCAGAGACAUCUACGAAACGGAUUAUUACCGGAAAGGUGGCAAAGGUCUGCUUCCUGUGAGGUGGAUGGCACCUGAAUCUUUGAAGGACGGGGUCUUUACCGCUUCUUCCGACAUGUGGUCCUUCGGUGUGGUCCUUUGGGAAAUCACCAGCUUGGCAGAACAGCCUUACCAAGGCCUCUCUAAUGAGCAGGUGUUGAAAUUCGUUAUGGAUGGAGGGUAUCUGGAUAUCCCCGACAAUUGUCCAGAGAGACUCAGUGAGUUAAUGAGCAUGUGCUGGCACUUCAACCCCAAGAUGAGGCCGACCUUCCUGGAGGUGGUUGACCUGCUUAAGGACAACCUGCACCCCAGCUUUCCGGAAGUUUCCUUCUUCUACAGCGAGGAGAACAAGGCACCUGAGAACGAUGAGUUGGAGAUGGAGUUUGAGGACAUGGAGAGUGUACCCCUGGAUCGGUCCUCACACUGUCAGAGGGAGGAGGAUGGGGGCUGUUCGCUGGCCCUAAAGCGGAAUUACGAGGAUCACAUGUCCUACAGCCACAUGAAUGGGGGCAAGAAAAACGGACGCGUCCUGACUCUGCCACGGUCCAGUCCUUCCUAACGGCACCUGUUUGGGGGAGGGAAUCCCAGCUUCUCUCUCCUCUGGUUUGACGGUCUCCAGAAACUCAGGAUUUUCCCACAACUCUGCCAGUGUCCAGUGGAGCUAAGAGAUCAUUACUCUCCAUUUCUGUUUAUGGUACAACGUAAAACACAUGUUUGAUUGCCAAUCUGACUAGUGAUCAGAGAAUGCAACCGUGAGCACAGAGAGAAGGGGUCCUUUCCAGCAACUGCGGGCGCAAGCCAGGGUGUGACUUCUUUUUCUAGUCAUUGACAGAAAGCACCUGUUUUUACCAAGGCUUCUUCUUUUCUUUUCUUUUUUAUUUUCAUUUUAUUUUAUUUUUGCGGACAGGGGCUGGUGUAACUUGUUUGUGGAACAAAAGUUUGAAAGAAAGAAAAAAACCAUACAAACCCUGUUCUGGUAGAAUUCAAAGCUUUAUGAAGUGGAUUUUAGGAAGGUUUUUCUCAUCCAGGCUGAACAUUUUUUUUUUCCUUCACAAAAGUAGUUUCUCAAAUUGACCAAUAGCUGCUGCUUUUGUACUUUUGAUAAGAUUCUGCAGUCCCAGGUGUGUGCAUGUGUAUUCAGAGUAGACACAGCUGGUGUGUGUGUGUGUGCCCGUGCGUGCAAAGCACUCAUGCUGAGAUGAAGUUUGGGGAUUGGCUCAUGAAGGUUCCACUUUUCCGUGUGUGAGCAUCCUGGCUCCCCUCCGUCUCCGUCCUCACUGGGAGGCUGUGCCCGGCAGGUUCUCUGUGCCCUAGUCUAGCCUUAGGAGUCCUCUCUCCCUUAGCUUUGGUGAAAAUGUUUCUGUAGGAGCAGAGGAGUGGUUUGGAGUGAUAAUGGGUCUUUUCAAGACCAAACAAAGCCAGGACAUAACAAAGAAAAGGAAAAGGAAAAAAAACUCCCGAGAUGACAAAGAGUUUUGAGAAUAUAUUUAUAACAUAUUUAAUUUUUUAACCAUCUCCAGUCAGCCUCAUAAGUUAUUGACUGUUUCCUCGGUUGGGGGAGGGCUGGUGUUGGUCUGCCUGUUGGGCCUGAGGAGCAAAGCACCAGGAGCCUCCUUGCUUGGUCUUCAAGGCAUAAAGCCACAUUCGCUGCUAACCCUGUGGGGUGCUGUGAGGCCGCGCUGAGGGGGUGGGCAGUUGGAUUUGAUGAAUGGCUAGGUUUCAGCUGGGGAAGCUGGAAGCCAUCUUGGUGCUGAGCCCUGCCCUCGAACACACUUGUGGCUCCUGGAUCUCCUGCUUCCCUGUGUGCACCUGUGUUCUUCACUGGGUGUGCACGUCCUCCAGCUGUUCUGCAGACACGACAGAGUCAGGUCCCGGAGUGUGAUGGCACAAGCGGACUUAGAGAACACUAAGCAGUACGACGCGAGAGGCACCCGUCAGGCCGUCCCCCUCCGUCCUCAGGGCAUCCAGCUGUCCUCAGAACUGACCUCCCAGAUGCUGCUCUGUGCUGAGAACUCGGCUGGGCCAGCUGUGGGGCCUGAGCAGAACUCCCAGCCGCCCUCGAUGUUGCAGUCCCUUAAGGAAGUAGAGCCCAGGGGAGAAACCGCUAAGGACUGUCACACUCCCCAGAACUUCCAGCCCAGGAAGAAGCCAGCUCUUCCCUUUGGGGAGAAGAGCCCCAGCCGCUCAAAUAAAGGACAGGGUGGACCUGUCGCUCUGGUUCAUCAGUCAUCACCCCAGUCACCCCUGGGUGCGUUUUCUCACAAGUCUCGCUGGCUUCCUUCUCCUCUAAAAGUUGUGGGCUUAACAACAGAUAGAGAUGCAGUGGCAACUCCAAACUUCUCAAUUCCUGGUCAGAACACAGGGCGGCACAAAUCCCCAUUGUCUAUUGCUCUUUUAUCAGACGAUUUGUGAAAUCAGAGCACGUGAAAUAAUAGGUCUGGGAGCCUCCAUGAUUGGGUACAAGGCGCAAGAGUACAGAAAUUCUUUACACCAAAUUUACUCUGUACAUAGAAGAGGGUCUGUACGUACAUUAAAAAACAGACACGUAGGCCUAGGUAUUUAGUUCUUUUCAUAGUAAAUUAAUAGUGGCUGUAGACUAUACUUGCAGCAAUUUUCACGUUUUUCUAAUUCAGAAAGGUUUUCUUACAUUAGGGGGAAAAUAAUUUAUUUUAAUAUAUAAAAUCACUUUCCUAAAAAAAAAAAAAUUGGAGGGCACAUACAUUUUUAUCAAAGAAAAAUAAACAGGUGAAUGUGGGGCAGCGAUUCUUGUCCAGCACAGUCUACCUCAGCGUUGUCAGGAUGAGGUUCAAGAAUGGACAUUCUCGAGGCUACAGAUUUCUGCCAGGAUCCAGUCUGAAUCAGGGAAAAUCUGUAUCGGCUGAUUCCGAAUGCCAGGGACCAGUCAGAAAUUUGAGGGAGGGGUUUGGGAUAAAGUGUGGCCUUUUGUGAGCACAGAUCCUUUUUCCUAACAGGUAAUCAUCUUCUCUGAUUUUAAUUUUCCUUUUUUUCUUUUUAAUCUCCAUUGACACCAUGCUUCCCAAACAGGAACCAAAUGUGAGGCCAUAGUUACGUAUCUGAUGUGCGGGGUGCCCAGACCUGAGCUGCCCACCUGCGGAGGGAGCUGUUGCCUGUCUUCCCCAGGGCAGAGCAGGCCUUGUGCCGAGCUGGCAUCCCCUUGGAGUGAGCGCCAACGUGCUCCCUGACUUAUCCUUUCUGGCUGAGAUGCUACUUGAGGGUGGACCCAGUCACACUCAUGGGCACCUCACAUGCAAACACGCAGUGACUGCCUCCCAGGAGGUAUUUGAGGAAUCUCAACCCCAAACCCACCAGCAUACGGAACACAUUUUAGCAACAAAACCUUGCGUCCCCUGAUGUAGUUUGAUUUCAAACUGAUGCUGUUUGGCCUUGUGGGGCUUUGAGAACCCGUGUGGAUGUCUGGACGGGGCCUGUCGGGCUCCUGUCAUAUUCACCAAGCCUUGCUGCCCUGGCCGUGCCUCUAGGCACCGCCCCUGCGGAUUCACUGUCCGCUUGCCCUGGAGGCAGGCAGAGUGCUGGGCAGCCCUUGCCAAUGGGGUUUGACAGGCUAUUUAGCUGUCUCUGCCGCUGCAGUGUGAGCAGCUGUGGAGUCACAAACCUCCUUUCGAAAUAAGGUUGACUCUGACAACAGAACUCUGAUCCUAGAAGUCAUGGUGUCUGGGGGUUGUAGCGACGGCUUACAAAGCAGCAACGCCAGCUUGGGUUGACACUUUUGGUUUGUUUUUAAAGAUGUCUCCUUAUUAUGAAAACUUUUCAGUCACGUGGUGAAAUCCACAUCGUUUCUUUUGGAAAGAGAACACAUUACUCUCUCCCUGGACGGGUGACGCCCAGCACGUCGGGGAGCUGUCCUGGGUGCUCUCCGUUCUUUCAAGCCGGGAGGAAGGGAGCAAGGCUGCUGUUCCCUUGGAGAGACGGUGCGCUGCUGAGAGAAAAUUCGGGAACUGACGCACGGGUCUGGGCAUGCCACCGAGGACCACGCAGACGGCUGCCAGCACGGAUGGAGCUGUCGCGUCUCCCACAGGAGGGGACAGGCUGCCGGGAGAUGUGCCUGCUCGGCGGGAGGGUGUUUGCGUGCAGCCGCGUAACGUUGGCCAGUGGCUUGGCCCCUGCCAGCCGUCGGGGUAAGUGGCUGUGCUGUCGUCUCAGCGACAAUCAUUUUGCUUUGGUGGACAGUUUGGUGUUAAAACCUUUUGGAUGCUUUUCUGGCGAGUCCUUGACACCUCAGGCGAUUCAGAAAUGAUGGUUUUGUCGGAGGUGGGGGACGAGGAAAGACUGGUUGUAUAUAAAGGGUGCAUGUAGAAUGGUGUCCUUUGAGAAAACCUUCCAGAAUGUUUUUCAGAAUUCUCAUUUGCGCUGGAGGUGAGGUUGGAAAUGGAAAGAAGAUCGGCAUGUGUUCGUCUCAAACACAUAAAAAAAGUUGCAGGGGCUGCAACUGAAGGCGAAUGUUUCCUCACGGUCACCCCACAAAGGGAAACAAUGACGGUUCUCUGUCACCUGAUUCCAGAGAAGGUCCAGAACCAGCCUCCAGCCAGACUUUCAUUUGGGCAUGCGCCCUGGAAGUCCCUGUUAAAAACAGAUCAUGAACCUGAGGCUCUUCGUUCCAUUUGAGAAGGAAGGAGUAGCCCCCGAGAUGAGUGUGUGACAAAUGGCUUUCGGUUUCCCACUUCAUGUGUCUGGGAGGUUGGCCUCAGCCGCGUGUCAGCAGGAGACACCUCCAUCCACCCUCAGCCUCACAGGAUCAAAUGUGCCUCGGCUUACGUGGAAAAAAACUUGGAAACACAAAACACACCAAAUAGCUCAAUUAUCAUUAUUUUCAAUGUUUUUCUAUAAGAGCCAAGUAAUGCCAUGUAUAGAAUAUGCCUUUGGGGGGUGGGGGUAUUGAAAUCGCUCUGCAUGUAAGACAUGGGGUAAUUACCUGUUUAUAUGAAAAUUCUGAAUAAAUUAUCUGAGAAUAGU